AUGUCUCAGACGUCUACUUUUGUGAAGAAAUUGGCCGCAAAUGACCGUCCUACCAGAGAGGCUGCAUUUGAAGCUUUGAAGAAAUUUCUUUCCCUGAAACAACAAACUCAAAAGAUGAGUUUGUUGGAAAUGGAGAAAUUAUGGAAGGGUCUUUAUUAUUCUAUGUGGUUCUGUGACAGACCACGUCCUCAAGAACGUUUAGCCGAGAAGUUGGGACAAUUGUUUUCUAGUGUUGUACCUGUCGGGGCCUUUUGUUCCUUUGUGGAGGCCUUUUGGGUUGUGAUGAUCAAGGAAUGGCCAAAUGUAGACCAAUGGAGAGUUGAUAAAUAUUAUUUAUUAAUCAGAAGAGUUGUUAGACAUUGUUUCAUCAACUUGCAAAAGAAGGAAUGGGAUGAAGAGUUGGUUGCUAACUAUAACAAGGCACUUACUAAAUUACCAUUGAGUGGUGAUAAAUCUGUUAGUAUGGCACUUCCAUAUCAUUUAUGUGAUAUCUAUGUGGAAGAAUUAGAACAUAUUAUGUUCAAAGACCUUAAGGAAGAAGAAGAUGACUUGGAAGAAGGUGACACUGAAGCAUAUCAAGAACUUUUCGCUAAGAAGCUUGCUAUUGUAGGAGAAACACCAAUUUUGAAAUUAUUGGAACCAUUUGAACAAUUAAGUACUAGUGCAUUAUUGAAGACUUUGAGAGAAAAAUGUAAGGAAGAAGUCUUGACUGACUCAAGAUUAAAGGACUGGGGCGUCAUUGGAUCUGAUAGUGAUGAUGAAGAUGAUGAAGAGAAGAAGGAUGGUGAAGAUGAAGAUAGUGAUGAUGAAUGGAAUGGGUUUGCUUAA
Molecule: messenger RNA, 828 nt
Organism: [Candida] anglica
Lineage: Eukaryota; Fungi; Ascomycota; Pichiomycetes; Serinales; Debaryomycetaceae
Source: the annotation of a GenBank genome assembly